Eremothecium sinecaudum is the source of this 2232-nucleotide messenger RNA. It is a transcript of the gene TOP1, whose product is annotated as DNA topoisomerase 1. The record is from RefSeq and is a predicted model, not a curated record. NCBI's taxonomy places the organism in Eukaryota, Fungi, Ascomycota, Saccharomycetes, Saccharomycetales, Saccharomycetaceae. Gene Ontology annotation, cellular component: chromosome; nucleolus. The transcript has a single exon. The coding region runs from base 1 to 2232 and encodes 743 amino acids. Gene Ontology annotation, molecular function: DNA topoisomerase type I (single strand cut, ATP-independent) activity; DNA binding. Gene Ontology annotation, biological process: chromosome segregation; DNA replication; DNA topological change.
AUGACAGUAAAACCCAAGCACGAAUCCUCUUCGUCAGAAGAGGACAUUCCUCUCAAAGCUACCGUAAGUAACACUAAAGCAAGUACCCUGAAGAAGGUGAAAAAGGUUCGAAAGGUUGCACCUAAAAAGGAGGAGAGCAGUGAGGAGGAAGAUGACGAAGCUUUGUCAAAGGCUGUAAAGAAAAGGAAGAAAGUAAGGAAGGAGAACGCCUCGAAAACCAAGAAAAUAAAAAUUGAAGAUGCAAUAGACAGUAAGGUUGAGAAAACUAAUCCUGAUGAUAAAAGCGAUGAUAGCGAUACGUUUAGAUGGUGGGAGCAGGAGGAAAAUGGAGAUAAUACUGUAAAAUGGGUAACCUUGAGGCAUAAUGGGGUCAUGUUCCCUCCUGAAUAUGUGCCAUUACCUUCUCAUGUCAAGUUAUAUUACGACGGCAAACCUGUUGAUCUUCCUCCUCAAGCAGAGGAAGUGGCAGGUUUCUUUGGAGGUCUAUUAGAAUCCGAUCAUGCUAAGAACCCUGUAUUCCAAAAGAAUUUCUUCAAGGAUUUUCUCGAUGUAUUGAAUGAAAAUGGUGGGACGAGGAAUAAUAUUGAAAUAAAGUCGUUUGAGAAGUGCGAUUUUACCAAGAUGUUCGAGUAUUACCAACUGCAAAGAGAAGAGAAAAAAAGGCUGACUCCACAAGAGAAAAAACUAAUAAAAUUAGAGAAAGACAAGCUAGAAGAGCCGUAUAAAUUCUGUUAUUUAGAUGGUCGAAAAGAGCAAGUUGGAAACUUUAAGCUAGAGCCGCCUGAUUUAUUUAGAGGUCGUGGGGCUCAUCCCAAAACUGGAAAAUUAAAAAGAAGAGUUUAUCCUGAAGAUAUUGUAUUAAACUUAGAUAAGGACGCUCCAAUUCCGGUUCCUCCUGCUGGGCAUAAGUGGGGCGAAAUCAGACAUGACAAUACAGUUCAAUGGUUGUGUAUGUGGAGAGAGAACAUUUCCAAUUCCUUCAAAUAUGUGAGGUUAGCUGCAAAUUCUUCGCUUAAAGGUAUGAGUGAUUACAAGAAAUUCGAAAAGGCUAGGGAGUUGAAAAAAUAUAUCGACUUGAUCAGAGCAGAAUAUACUAAAAAUCUUAAGAGUAAAGUUAUGCUUGAACGACAAAUCUCUGUUGCAACUUAUUUGAUAGAUGUGUUUGCUUUAAGAGCAGGAGGUGAGAAAUCUGAAGAUGAGGCAGACACUGUGGGUUGCUGUUCUUUAAGAUAUGAGCAUGUUACCUUGAAGCCCCCAACAACUGUGGUGUUUGACUUUUUGGGUAAGGAUUCAAUCCGGUACUAUCAGGAGGUGGAGGUUAAUAAGCAAGUCUUCAAGAAUUUGUCUAUUUUUAAAAGACCACCUAAGCAACCGGGUCACCAGUUGUUUGAUAGGCUAGACCCCUCAAUUUUAAACAAGCAUUUACAAAAUUACAUGCCUGGCCUUACUGCGAAGGUUUUCCGUACCUUCAAUGCUUCUAAGACGAUGCAAGAUCAAUUAGAUUUAAUACCUAAUGAAGGUACCAUCGCCGAAAAGUUGAUGAGAUACAAUGCAGCAAAUAGAAAAGUGGCAAUUUUGUGUAAUCACCAGAGGACCGUAACUAGGGGUCAUGUUACAUCUGUGCAGAAAGCUACGGAAAAGAUUGAGGAGUUAGAAUGGGCAAAAAUUAGAUACAAAAAGGCCAUCCUUCAAUUGGAUAAAUCACAAUUAAAAAAAGACCCAAAUUUCUUUCGCGAAAUAGAUGAUCUUACCAAUGAGGAGCAGCAGGCGAUACAUAAAAGACUAAUAGAGCGUGAAAGAGAGAAAUAUAACAAAAAGUUUAUUCGAGAAAACGAUAAGAGAAAAUUUGAAAAUGAAGAACUGCUACCCGAAUCUGAUUUGCAAAGCUGGCUUGCUAGUGUUGAUGAACUAGAAAAACAGUAUGCUGAGGAACUAGAAAGUGGCAUAGUGACCGUAAAGCCCGCCUUACAGGAUGUUGAUAAAUUGAGGUCACAGAUUGAGAAGUUGGAACAGCGGAUUGCUACAAGUUCCCUCCAGUUAAAGGACAAGGAGGAAAACUCUACUGUGGCCUUAAGUACUUCAAAGAUCAGUUAUAUUGAUCCAAGGCUAUCCGUCGCGUUCUGUAAAAAGUAUAAUGUUCCCCUAGAGAAAGUUUUUACCAAAGCUUUAAGAGAAAAAUUUCAGUGGGCAAUUGAGUCUGCUGAUGCAAAUUGGAGGUUUUGCGAAACCUAA